UUUUCAAUAAAAUGAGUUAGAAAAAUAAAAAAAUCUCCGUCGGCUUCUUCAGCCUCCAUCUUCUUCACACUGGAAACAACCUCAACUUUCCCCCAAAUUACAAAACUAACCUCGGCAUCCCAUCUUCAAAGUCGCCCUCCUCUCUCUCCCCCGACUCUCGUGCGAACUCUUAAAAUCUAGGGUUUCGUUUCUCGAUGCGUCCCCGAUUCGAAUUCCCUCAUCAAAAGCCUCUUUUCUACCCUCGUCCUGUUCGAUAUUAGGGUUAGGGUUUUGGCGGGAUGGAGAUGGAGAGCUCUCGUAGAUCUUCGAUCGACAGAUCUCGAGAAUUGCCCGGUCUCAAGAAACCUAGGCUCGCUGACGGCGUCGCUUCUAGGGUUUCGAGCUCGAUCCAGCCGACGAAUCCGAGAAUUAGGGCAAACGAGAGGGAGAGAGAGGAGAGAGAUGAUUCAGUUAGGGUUUCUUCUUCUUCUUCUUCAUUGUCUUCUUCUUAUCAGCAGCAACAGGAGUUAGUUGCUCAAUAUAAGACGGCGCUUUCUGAAUUGACCAUCAAUUCGAAGCCUAUUAUUACUAAUCUAACAAUAAUAGCUGGAGAGAAUCUCCACGCUGCAAAGGGGAUCGCGGCCACAAUCUGCAAUAAUGUGCUUGAGGUUCCCAGUGACCAAAAGCUGCCAUCUCUUUAUCUUCUUGACAGUAUUUAUAUUAAGUACUUUGCUGCAAGGUUGCCUGAGGUAUUCUGCAAGGCGUACAAACAAGUUGAUUCUUCAAUACAUCCUGGAAUGAGACAUCUUUUUGGUACAUGGAGAGGAGUUUUUCCUCCUGCUCCCCUUCAGACAAUUGAGAAAGAACUUGGCUUCCCACCUGCCGUCAAUGGCUCAUCUGGAACCACUGCGUCAAAGUCAGAAUCUCAAACUCAACGUCCAGGGCACAGCAUUCAUGUGAAUCCUAAAUAUUUAGAGGCAAGGCAGCGCCUUCAGCAAACAAGAUCUAAAGAAAUAAACAGUGAUGAGGUUGACGUGGUUGCCGCUGUUGAAGAUGCAGAGAGAUCAGAUAAAGCAGCUACAACUGCAAACAUAAGACAAUGGAGGGAUCUGCCUACCAAGAUGCCUAAUAUUCAACGGACUCAAAGGGAACUGACAAAUGAUCCCAUCUAUGAGAAGAAAGGACUGAGGGACGUCAAAGACCGACCAUUUUCUUCUGUACUUCCACGACAACCAGCUACGGAAGUUGGAAGAAUCAGUGAGAAGAACAAAGAGCAAGAUGAGCUUGACAAAUCAUAUAAUACUUCUGAGACUGUAAUCAGCAGAAGGAACGGUUUUGAUGUUAAUAAUUAUCGAGGAUCUACAUUUGCUCAAGCUGAACGUCAGCUACCUUCUGUACACCUUAAUAAUACGAAUAAAAGCAUUCAAGCAGUAUCUAAAAACUGGAAGAAUUCUGAGGAGGAAGAGUACAUGUGGGAUGAUAUGGAUCCCAAAUUGACAGAUCAUGGAGGAAAUAGCAGGUCAAUAAAAGGUGGUUUGGAUAUCGGUAAGGCAGAUACACGUGCUAGCCUGCAAAGGCACCAGUGGGCUCAACUCAAGAAUGAGCAGCCAGAUUACCAUCGGGACAAACUUGACGUUUUUCCAGGAAUAAAGCGCUGCGGAGUAGAAGAAAGAGUUCCUUCAUUUAGAAAUAUUGAUGAUAACCAUCUGCAACCUCACAGUCAAUUGUAUGCUGACUCAAGAAGACAUUUGGAGACCUCUGCAGAUAUGCUAUCUGUACCACGAGCUACAUCAGGGCAUCAUUCAACGUCAGUUUGGCCCCCGCCCGACCCUUUUUCUGGUGGCCUAAAUCAGCUGAGUUCAAGAAUUUCAAGUCAAGAAGAGGGUGGUUCCAUAUCUCUUAGCUCUGGUACAUCUCCCAAUUUAAUUUCACCUUUACCUAGGUCUGGACUUCUAUCCCAUUCUCACCCUUCAAGCCUAGGCCCUUCUCCAAAUUUGACAAGUGGAAUAGUUGGCCAUCAACCUUUGAAGCCUCCAUCACCUUCUGCUCAUCCACCUCCACCUUUUCAGCCCCUACAGCAUCAGAAAUUACACAAUGCAAUUGACCAUGAACAUCCUCGGCCUCCAUUUCCCCAAAUGAGUCAGAAACCUAUGCAGCUUCCAGUAAAUCUUAAUAGAGCUCCACAUGUACCGAUCACCCAAGAUUUUUCUCCUAGUUUACAGCGACAUCAAUCACAAUCCCCUCAACUUUCAUCAACCCCAUUUACACAGUCUAGGUACCAUCCUCCCCUUAUGCACCAAUCACAACCCGAGUUCUCACAACAACAGGCCCAAACACACUCUCAGCCAUCAAUUCGUUCCGAGAAAUCCACAACAUUAUCCAAUUUAGCUGAUGGCUCAGGGCAAUCAAGCACUAGUAGUUUACUGGCUGCUAUCAUGAAGACUGGACUCCUUUCAAACAGUUCUCCCACUGGAUUGCAAAACUUCAAUAUACAGCCUCCUCUACCAAGCGGGCCCCCACCUAUUCAAGCUUUGACACCAUCUGGUCCGUUGGUUACUUCUUCAUCGUUGUCACUUCAAUCUUCCCAAGCUAAUACUCCAUCUCUUACAGCAUCACUUCCAGGUGUUGUGUUGCCUCCGCUGCCACCAGGCCCUCCACCUUCUUCUUCUGUUGUACCCCAAAAAUCCAGCACUGUUAGUGCUGUUUCAAAUCCACUUUCAAGCCUUCUUAGCUCAUUAGUCGAGAAGGGUUUAAUAUCUUCUCCAGCAACGGAAAUGCCUACUGUAUCUUCGUCUCAAUUAUCAAAUAAAGUUCAAGAUCAGAGAAUUGAGUUUUCUAGUAGUACCUCCAUGCAAGUUCCAUCAACUUCAGCAAAAGAGGCUUCUGUAGUGGAGUUAUCUGCUCCUACUGGCGUUGCCCCAUUAGCAAUUUAUGAUACAGAAAUUGAAGAACUUGUAGGCAUUGACUUCAAGCCAGAAAUAAUUCGUGAACUCCAUCCCCAGGUAAUUAAUAGUCUGUUUGAUGAGUUAAAGCAUCAGUGUGAUACGUGUGGCCUAAGAUUCAAGCUUCAAGAACAGCUUCACACUCAUUCAGAUUUACAUUCCUCAGAAAAGUCUGAACCGAGCAGUUCUGGUGAAUUAUCUCGGAAAUGGUAUUUAGAUACAAGUAAUUGGGUUACUGGAAAAAUUGAAUUGCCACAGAUACCAGUGCCCAGUACUUCUUUGGUAGAUGAAAGAUGUGAACCAAUGGUGCCUGCAGAUGAAAGUCAGUACAUAUGUGCACUGUGUGGAGAACCAUUUGAAGACUUCUAUUCCCAUGAGAGAGAUGAGUGGAUGUACAAAGGAACAGUGUAUUUGAAUUCCUCAGAAAGAGAAGAUGAAAUAAGAAAAGAUGAUGGGAUCAAAGAUCAUGCUCCUAUUGUGCAUGCCAAGUGUCUAUUGAGUGCAGCAGAUGUGGCUGCUGAUGCCACAAUGGAUUGGGCAGAUGGCUAAUAAUGGAAUUGAAAGGAAAAUACUUCACUUUUUGCCGUGAAAGUGUAGGCAAUAGAAGAGAUGCCUUGGUUUUAGGUUUGCUCCCAACAUAUUUAUGACAAUGUGCAUGCAACUGGGGUUACUUUUCUGGUGUGUGAAAACCAGAGUUUUUUUUUAUCCAUCCAAUGUGCUCUCAUCCCCAUUCUUUUGGGGAAAGAAAUACAUAUGAAAAUAGAUUUCCUUUUUUCAAUUAUGUAUGAUGUUUGCAUGUUUCUAAUCCUUGCUUUUCAUUCCUAAGAGAAUGUGCACUGUGAUUCUUUAACUUCAGCAUCAGGAAUGAACAGGAACUGUGAUGUGCGACUUCUAUGUUAGCUUUUGAUGCUAAACACUGGGCUUGCCAAAAAUUCUGGCUGCUUUCAUGUUGUUACUCUCUAGUAAGAAGAUUGUACUAGAUCACUAACAAGAGAUUUGAAUUUUUUCUUGCUAUGAGAUUAUUGUUAUUAUAUUUUGUUGGAUAGACAGAAAGAGAUUAUGGUCUUUGUGGAUACUGUUGGAGCAAAAUUUCUUGUUGAA
Asparagus officinalis (garden asparagus) is the source of this 4022-nucleotide messenger RNA. RefSeq names its product polyadenylation and cleavage factor homolog 4. Lineage: Eukaryota; Viridiplantae; Streptophyta; Magnoliopsida; Asparagales; Asparagaceae. The coding region runs from base 279 to 3470 and encodes 1063 amino acids. The record is from RefSeq and is a predicted model, not a curated record. Gene Ontology annotation, biological process: termination of RNA polymerase II transcription. The transcript is spliced from 7 exons. Gene Ontology annotation, molecular function: mRNA binding; RNA polymerase II complex binding. Gene Ontology annotation, cellular component: mRNA cleavage factor complex; cytoplasm.